Messenger RNA from Pristis pectinata (smalltooth sawfish), 6710 nucleotides. RefSeq names its product transforming growth factor, beta receptor III (gene tgfbr3). The record is from RefSeq and is a predicted model, not a curated record. Bases 748 to 3348 code for a protein of 866 amino acids. The transcript has 18 exons. Lineage: Eukaryota; Metazoa; Chordata; Chondrichthyes; Rhinopristiformes; Pristidae.
CAGAGCGGGACGAAUCGGUUGGUGUAGCGUGAAGGCGGUAGAGGUCGGCGGGCAACGGCAGCGGUGUGUGUGUGUGGGAGGGGCCUCGGGGGAGCUGGCGGACACUCGCCGUGUGCAAGGACGGCCGGCAGCUGUCUCAACCUGUUGCUUUCUCCAACCCAGAGCCCUUGCAGAGUCGUGUGAGGUUUCAAACUCGGGCCUGUGAGAGUUUUCUUACACUGCCCCGUUUUGACAGCUCCAGCAACUUGCGGGAUGUGAGCCCUUAACAGCUGAGGAGCAGACUUGAUCCAAACUUGCCCACGGCAUUGCAGCACCGACUCUCUGGAGGAAUAGCCCCAAAUAGAGGGGACCUCCCCUCUCCCCGUUACUGCUCGUUUAUGUUUCACGAACGUGCCACCGUGUGAAGUUUUUUUUGUGGAAGUAAAUUUAUUGCAUCAGAGACACUGCUGUGCAGAACAAGAUUGCAAGGGACCUAUGAAAAGUGCUGGGUUGAAUUGGAUCCAACAUAGUUCAUCCUUUGUGUUACAAAACUCAAAAGGGGAAUAGUAAGGCAAAAGUCUUGGCAUGAAGCAUGCAAAGGCUUGUGAAGAAGGAAAGGAAGAUCAGAAUUUGCAUUCCAUUCUAUCUUGCUGAGAAAUAUAGCAACAGUGGUGAAAAUCUUGCCGACUACAAGAGGCAACCUUGGCCACAUUAGAAGAUUAGAAUAUCUCCAGUGGAAAGCAGAACUUACAUUAUUGUAUUCUAAACAUGACUUCAAAUGGAAUUCAAACAAUAUUACUCUUCAUGCUGAUAUAUGGAGGGUCUACAGGUCCUCUGGCAAGAAAUGACUGUGUACUUGCACCAGUAGGUGAAUCCCACCCAGUCAAGACAUUGCUGGAGAGCUUCACUGUGUCAUCAGGCUGUGCAAGUGGAGGAACUACAGGUCUCCCUCAAGAGGUGCACAUUAUCAAUUUAAAAAGUACUGGAAAAGACCCCAAUCACCACGGCAAAGGCAAAAAUGCUGGAGUAGAUGUCAACCAUAAAGAUAAGGUGACACUGAACUUGAGACCCAUUUUCUCAGUUGAAGUCCAUCAGAAACCUUUGGUAUUUGUGCUGAAUUCCCCAAGACCUGUGGUUUGGAUUAUAAAGGCAAAGCAACUGGCACCAGGAGUACAACGUUUGUUCCAUGUGUCUAAGAAUUCUACUGUUCAGUUUCCAACAGUAAACUUUACCUCAUCAAAAUCAUUGGAAGAGCAUUCAUUGCCUCAAGGUAGUAAGCACUUACUGCAGUGGACCCAGAAAAAGUAUGGGUCUGUGACAUCUUUCACUGAAUUGAACAAAGUUAAUAAUAUUUACAUCAAAGUAGGUGAAGAUCCUGCAUUGUCACCAACAUGCAUUAUAGAGAAAAACUUUUUGUCCCAGAAUUAUCUUGGAGCUUAUUUGAAAAUGCAACCUGCACAAGGCUGUACAUUCUCAAAUCCAGCAGAAGGAAAGGAAGUUCAUGUUAUUGACUUGGAAUCCCCAAAUUCUAGUCCUUACAGCAGGAUUUUCAAAGUGGACGUAGUUGUUGACAUACGACCAAUGCAUGCAGAUACUGUGCUCUCCAGAAAUAUUUUGCUGAUCCUCAAGUGUGAGAAAGCAGUCAAUUGGGUGAUCAAGUCACAUGAUGUCAGUGGAAAGUUAGAAGUGAUUAUCUCUGACAGGGACAGUAUCAAAUUUAGCCGAGAGACAGAAGCAGCCAUGUUAGUGGUGAAGAAAACUUCAUCUAAUCUGACAUCCACCAGGAGUGACCUUAUUCGCUGGGUUCAAGAACGUGGUCAUGGCACAAUCACUUCAUAUACAAAGGCCUCAGUUGCUAAUCAGAUACAUUUAAGGCUUCAAGAAACUGCUGAAGAGGAGGAGUUGGAUUCCUUCCUUCCGCCAGAACUUUCAAUUCUGAGGGAGCCUUCACAAUCGUCUGACCCGGCCUUACCUGGACUGAAGGAAGCCCUUCGGUUUCCAUUUCCCUUUGACCAAGAAGAUUAUGACAGGGUGGAUACAGCUCACAAGCUGCCACAGAGAUCACAGGAUAGUACAUUUGAAAAACUAAUGAGAAAUGGAUUACCCGAACCAGAGGAAAUUCAAACUAUUGAUAAUGUGGCCCUAUCUGUUCAAUGUGAGGAUGAAAAAAUGAUAGCUGUAAUUGAAAAGAACAGCUUGCAGGUUGACUCAUCUGCAGUUAUGCAGAUUUCUUUACUGGAUCCAAAUUGCAAAGCAAAAGUAAAUGCCACACAUUACAUUUUGGAGUCUUCACUCACUGGCUGUGAGACGACUAAGUACCCUUCUGUGGAUGGGUCCACCAUCUAUUUGAAUUCGAUUGUGAUGCAGUUAGAGUACUCUGUUGAAGGAAGUGGAUGGUAUAGUGAUAAUGAAGAAUCGGGAGACAACGGCUUCCCUGGAGAUGGUGAUGAUCCAGUUGGAAGCAGACCCAGAACCAUUCUGUUUAACUGUACAUACUCAACAGCGAGCAAGAAAUCAGAACUACCUUCACGUUCUCAUUUUCCUUCUGUGACACAAAUCAACAAUGCAACUUUGAAUAUGGAGCUGUACAACACAGAUUUGUUCCGCACUCCCUCGCAAGGAGUGCACACUGUUUCAGAAAAUCGUCCAUUAUAUGUUGAGGUCUCUAUAACUAAAUCUGACCCAGAUAUCAGUUUUGUCAUCCAAACCUGCUAUAUUUCUCCAUUGUCGGACCCUGCUGCCUCUACAGGCUACGCCAUUAUUGAAAACAUUUGUCCAAAGGAAGAUUCUGUGGCCUUCUACAGUUCCCAGAAGCUCGAUUUCCUGGUACCACACACACAGAUGGAAAAAAAGAGGUUCAGCUUUAUCUUUAAGCCAGUCUACAACAUGUCCUUGGUUUUUCUUCAUUGUGAAAUUACAUUAUGCAGUAAAACGGACAGUGAUAGCCAAGGAUUUCCUAAUCUUCCCAAGUGUAUUCCUCCUGAUGAAGCUUGCAUAGAUGUGAGUUUUCAAUUAAUAAUGGCUAUGGCAAGAAACAGGCAAUCAUUUACAAAGCCACUGGCAGUUAUUUCUGGAAAAAUUACUCUGCCCAACACACAAGUGAAAGUUGAUACCCAGAUUAACACAGAGAAACCACGGCCUUAUAUAAUUUAUGGUCUGGAUACCCCUACAGUUGUGGGAAUUGCAUUUGCAGCAUUUGUGAUUGGUGCACUUCUGACAGGAGCUUUAUGGUACAUUUACUCCCAUACAGGUGAAACAGCUGGAAGGCAGCAGGUCCCUACAUCUCCGCCAGCAUCAGAAAAUAGCAGCACAGCUCACAGCAUUGGCAGCACACAAAGCACUCCCUGUUCGAGCAGCAGCACGCCCUAACCCUGAGGGAAAUAGCUACAAGGAAAUGGAGUAUAGAGGCAAAGUUCAAAGUGGCUAAUUGUUGGUUAGUAUCCUGAGGAUAAAAGGAAGAUCUUCAGUUGCCUCUUGAAAGCUGACAUGUACUUUCAAGACAAAAAAAAACUCAUCUAAGUUGCUGUAUACUUUAGGCAAACUGACUUCCCUCGAGCGCAUAAUAUUAUAUGUGACAAAACUACUAAUUACCCUGAAUUGGAACUUGCUAACCAUUUGAGUUCCUUAUGUGAAAUUCGUACCAGAUAUUUUUCAGUGCUGCUUAAUUUCUACAAUGCAGCCUUUUAAUUUUAAGUAGACUUUAUGUAAACACCAGCAACUUUCUGAAUAAGAAUGAAAGCGCCAUGUUCUGAUUUAACCAUAGAUGACAACUAAACAUUCAGUGUUUCCAUCACACACAUACCAAAUUUUUAUCAGAUAGACAGAUUCCAUAAAAACAUUGUUUAAAAAAUACCUGUACAAAAAUCCCUGCUCUGGGCUAUCUUUUUUUUAAAUGCGCUGUUAAAUAUGUUAUAAGAUUUUUAAGAAUAUUUACAGCUUUGUCAAGAAAUCAAUGUUUUAAGCUUAAUGAUAUAAAACUGAAAACAUAGACCAAAGCAGAACUUCCUGCUGUUUUUCUCAAGUUAUCUGGACAGGUGGUUUUUUUGAAGAUUCUUGUUGGUUAAUUUUCAAGUGUCUUGACAGCAGUUGAUAUUACUUUAAGACUCAAAUGGGACUUUAAAGCACAUGCUGAAUUCUUCUUUUUGUUACUUUUUUAUAUUUUUAAAAGCAGUUGUCCAUCAGUGUGAUAUAAGUUGUCCCACAUCAUGAAUGUUGUAUUUUUCUGCAGUUCAGAAGACUUUGUUCUUCAUGGUACUAUUGCAUACUGUACAGUUGAAUGUAUUUUGUCAUGAUUUAAUAAUGUAUUCCUUGUAUAUAAACAUUUAUAGAGCUCUCCAGAGCAGAGUACAGAGUAUUUUAGUAACAUAUAAGCUAUAUUUUUUAUUGUAUUCUGGAUUUCAGUGUAAGUGUUCCAAGGGUAGAUUUGGUCAUCGAAUAUAAAUGGGGAGCUAGGCUCAAGUGAGCUCAGGUGGAACAAACUGCACCAGGUAUGGAUGUUGCUGGUAAUACAAGCAUUUAUUCUCAGUCCCUGAUUGCCUGUGAAUUGUGGAGGCAGAUAUGACCCUGCUGCAUUGGCUUAACUGGGUAAGAAUGUCAGAUUUCCUUCCUUGUAGGACAUUAAUAUACCCCAUUGUCUGCCUCUCACUCUCCCUUGAAACUAGCUUCCCCAUUUAAAAUUGCAGGAUUACUGAAUUUACCCUUUAUUGUUAAAAUUAUAAAGAUGAAAUUCAAUUAUACAAAGUGUAUUAACUUUGCUAACUGUGAAUUUUUCAUUGAAUUUUAUAAUGGACUUCUGCUACUUUGCUUUUUACUCAUUCCCCUAAGAAUAUCUGUUUGGGUAAUAGAAGUUAAUUUGUUUAAUCAGAAUCAAUACUAUUGAAAGUAAUUGGAAUCACCUUUUUUAUUAAGAUUCUAAAUGCAAAUUUAGCUUCAUUUUUAAGAUGGUUAUUGCCAGCUGAAGAUAUUGUAUCAAAUAUAUGUACUUUUUCAAAGUUGGAGUAAUUUGUUGUAGAUAUGGCUCCAAAGUUAAUAUUUUAAAAAAAAGAACUGUGAAAUUGAAUGUGCAUCUAGUAAUUUGUCCCUGUAAUGACACAGAAAAAGAACAAAUGGUAAGGUGAACAAUGUACUUCAUAAAGCUGCGGCAUUUGUUGCUAUCAAACAAUUAAUUGUUACUAAUUAUAAAAAGAGAAAAUGCUGGAAGCAGGUCAGUCACCAUCUUUGGCAAGAGAACAAAGUUAAUGUUUCAGGUCAAAGACCCUCCAUCAGAAAGUUAACUCUGUUUUUUCCAUAGAUGCUAUUUUUAUUUCAGAUUUCCAGCAUCUGCAGUGUUUUGAUUUUCAAUUAAUUUUUAUUUCCCUAUUCAGAGAGAGAAAGGAGUGGUUAUGAAUGGAUCUAAUGAGCAAUUUAGCACUUUAAUUCUCUUCUUUCAACAAACCAGGGCAAUUUCACAAUUUACUAAUUUUUUUUGGAAGUUUGUUAAACGAUGCAGGCCAGUUAAAUAAAGGGUGUAAAGCUCUGGUUCCUAACCUUGACCUCUAGGGUUCUGCAAAGUUUUAAUAGUAUUGAGGUAAACAGUUGGAAAAUUCCCAAAUCCCAAAGUAAGAAUAUGCUCAGCACAUCAUCUGCCCCACCCAGGGUUGCUAGCAGUCCCUGGGAGUCGCCAGGAUAGCCCCAGAUCCUUAAAGGGUGCAGCCUGGGAUGUCCUCAAUGUUUAUGUUUGUUGUGUGUGGGGGUUGCAUUUUACUGAGCACGAACGUUUUUUGUUGAAAAAUGUUAGGAGCCACUGAUGUAACAUAUACAAUGACAUCACCCAUUAAUCUUUUCUACACAAAAUAAAGUUGCCUCUGGCAUGACCUACUGACUACUUUGUAAAAUUAUAGAUUUUCUGAUGGCUUGUUGUUAGGUGGUAAUUAAAGUUAGCAUCUUUCAGGCUGCUGUCACUGUAAUAGUAUUUUGCUUUCUCAUUUUUUUCCGUGAUUGGAAAAAUGCCCUACAGGAAUGUUUCUCUUGCUGCAAUAUAAGUUGAAAAUAUUUAGGAGUUAGGCUCACUGCCUGGAAAAAAAAAUGACUUUAUGCCUUCCACUUUGCUUCAAACUGCAUGUUAAUCUGCUUUUUAAGUUGUAUGUAAAAUCUUUUGUGUAAUGGAAUUAAAUACAGAUAUAAAAAUACAUUUGGGCCUAACAUUGCAAUAAUGCAUAAAAAAGAUAAAUGAAUGUAAUAUCCUACAUCUUUUUGCCUUUGCUUUUUUCACUUUGACUCAAGGAUACUAUUGAUUCUGUUGUUUGGAGAGGAUUACUAAAACAAUUGGGAGCAAUUGGAUUGCUUUAAACAUUAUGGUAGGUUCACUCUAAUGAUUUAAUGUGAACCUUGGCAGCUCUGUACUUAGAAAUUUCAGAGGAUAUGUACCUUUUGCAGCUUUGGAUGUUUGUAUAAUAUAUUACUGAUGGAGAAACAAUUCAUUUAAGAUUGUAAAUUUUCUGUUCUUAAUACUUCAUUUGUCUUUCCCUUUAAAAUAUAUCUACCUCACUGUUUUACUAAAGGAACAAGGCCUGUCCUGCUGGUUGUACUAUUUGACUUUUGUAAGUAUUAGCAGGUGGUGUCUGUGCCUACUUAAUAGGGCUAUGUUCUGCUCAUGUCUAUUUUUCAUAUGCUGUUGAAAAGGGAUUUAUUGUGAAAGUUUAAAAGUGUUGAUCUUUUGUCAUACUAUAUAAUGUCAAAUAAAGGUGUAUAUC